GGACUUCUUCCUGCUACUUCCCGGACGUGCCGAGGCGCACGAGCUCGGACUGUACAGAAACAACAACAAGCCCGAGCCCAUCACAGGACAGAGGGUUUGAUCAGAUCUGCUCCACUGACCGGAAGUGGAUCUUUACUCCUAUGGCGUAUAAACCCACUUAAUGAAUCUAAUAAUCAGAAAUAAUCAUCUGUGUGUGUGUGUGUGUGUGUGUGGAGAUAAUGCGAUGUGUCCCUGUGCGCGCGCCGCCAUUCUGCAGCCUGGGUUCACACUGGUGAAACUGGAUUAUUAGUGAAACUGGUGCACGAGUGAAACUGGAUUAUUAUUGAAACUGGUUUAGUAGUGAGCUGGGAUUUGGGCUGCAGUCAUGAUUCUGGAGACUUUGUCACGAGCCAACUUCGCUUUGCGCUCGAGAGUCUCAGUGAGGCGAGUGCACCAUUCGUCAGAUCUUCCUCCUCCUCAGCCGGUUCCUCCAUUAGCUCAGACGCUACAGCGCUACCUGCUGGCCCUGGAGCCGCUGCUCCCCCCGGACGAACUCCAGCACACGCGCAAGACGGUGCAGCAGUUCGGCAGCCCGGGGGGCCUCGGGGACACACUGCAGAGAGGCCUGGAGAAACGCUCCAAACACACACACAACUGGAUAACAGAUUGGUGGGUUCAGUGGGCGUAUCUAGAAAGUCGUCAGCCACUGGCUGUUCACUCGAACCCUGCAAUCUCACUGCCCCGACGUGACUUCAGUGACUGGAGAGGACAACUGCUGUUUGCAGCAAAGCUCAUCUCUGCAGUACUGGACUUUAAGAACAAAGUGGACAGUGGAAGGUUACCUGUAGAGUAUAUGCGAGGAAGGCCGUUGUGUAUGGAGUUGUUUCCUCGUCUGUUUUCGUCGUGUCGGAUUCCGGGGCCCAAACACGACAACAUGAUUCACUACGGCCGCCCGCGCCGAGGCCCCGCCCACAUCACCGUGGUGCGCAACUACCAGUUUUUCCAGCUGGACGUGUACAAUAGUGAUGGCACCCCCCUCACUCAGAGUCAGAUUCACUCUCAGCUCUGCCGUAUCAGAGCUCAGUCCUGGAAAACCGACAAGGAGCCGAUGGGAAUCCUGACCAGUGACCACAGACACACGUGGGGUCAGGCUUACACACGCCUGCUGCAGGAUAAGAUCAAUAAGGAGUCUGUGCGUCUGAUAGAGAAAGGACUUUUCACGCUGUGUCUCGAUUCACCCGUCAUGACCAUCUGUGAUGAGAAAUACUCCAGCCGAAUGGCGGCUCAGAUCCUUCAUGGAGGCGGGACUUACUCCAACAGUGGGAACCGCUGGUUCGAUAAGACGCUACAGUUUGUGGUCAGUGAGGAUGGAUCGUGGGGUCUCCUGUAUGAACAGGCCACAGCUGAAGGGCUUCCUAUAGCCACACUGCUGGACCACAUCCUGCAGUACUGUAAGAAGCCUGAGACGGUGCGAGCUCCUCUGGUUCCUCUGCCCAUGCCUAAGAAGCUUUACUUCUACAUCGACCGCGCCAUCAAAUGGGACCUGGAGAUGGCCAAGCAGAACCUCAACAUCCUCAUUAAUGAUCUGGAUAUCAGCUGCUUUAACUACCAGCGCUUUGGGAAGGAGUUUCCUAAAAAGCUGAGUUUGAGCCCCAACUCCUUCAUCCAGUUGGCGAUCCAGCUUGCGUACUACAGAGUGCACGGCGAGGUGUGUGCCGCUUGCGACAUCGCAUCUCUCCGAAUGUUCCAGGGAGGACGCACCGACUACAUCCGCUCCCCGACCAAUCAGACGCUGAGAUUCGUUCAAGCCUUUGAUGACCCCGCCCUCUCCAGAGAGGUGAAGGUGGAGCUGUUGCGUGAAGCCGUGGAAGCUUACAGUCAGCUGACGGAUCAGGCACUGAAAGGACAGGGUAUUGAUCGACACCUGUUGGGUUUGAAGCUGCAGGCCAUCGAGGAGGGACUGAGCGUCCCCAGAAUGUUCAUGGACACGGCUUAUGGACUCGCUACACACUGGAAACUACGCACCGGACAGGUCCCCGCUAACACGGACAGCGUGAUGUGUUUCGGGCCCCUGGUCCCGGACGGUUACGCCGUGUGUUACAACCCUCAGCCGGAUCACGUUCACUUCUCCAUCACCGCCUUCAACUGCUGCGAGGAAACCAACGCCGAGAAGCUCGCCGUGACCAUCCAGAGCGCCCUCCAUCACCUGCACGAGUUACUGCAGCCCACUCCGUAGACACACACACUCCUCUGUACGCGCGCACCCGAUAAAAUCAAACCAGAACGCCAGUAAAGCCGGGAAAAAACAACAUAACAAUAAUCGAGCGAUUUAUUUUUUUAUUUUGCUGUCAGCUUGAAAUAAAAAAGGGGGCGUGGCUCACAACGCAUUACAAUUCGGAUGAUGAGCAAUAAAUGUUAUUUUUUAUAUAUAUAUAUUUACCAAACUGCUUACGUUUAAAUAGCAUUAAGACGGAAAGCAUCUUUCUUUGAGGUUCUUGACGUGCGGCUGGCUUCGACGCGUGACUCGCUACGUUAGCAUUGUAGCUUCUAACUUAAGAAACGAGCUUCAGACACUAAACACAGCCGUAUUGGGGCAUAUUUUUGACAAUAUAUUCCCUUAAGGACAGAAAACACCUUAUCAGCAGCUCCAUUUCUACAGGAAUUCUAUUUCAUAUGAGACUUUUUCAGGUUAAAAUUCACUCAUUCUUUUUUUAAACAAAAGAUCAAUUUAAACUUCAGUUUGAAAUACGAGGCGUUACUCCUCCUGAGCUGUCCAGCGGUGCUACGUAAAUCCACUCCUUCCUGCACAGACUGCACGUUUGACAGCUUCGUUGUGGUUCUGAUGCAUUGUGGGAUUUCUGGCGAACGUGCGGUCCAUAAAUAUUCGGACAGUUUUGCUCCUCUGUGCCUCGGUGUGUUUGAAAGGAAAGAAUUGAGACGCCUCGACUUUCAGCUUUGAUUUAAAUGGUUUUAACGCAAUAUUUAUUAGGAAUUACAGCCAUUUUCUUUCCGGCACGGCACCGUUUUUGCAGCAGGCUCAAUAGUAAUCGGACAAACGAAUGAUUAUUUGUAAAUACCUGAUAGUGGAGGACGUCAGGAAAACCAUGAAAAUCAAAUUUUUCUCCCUCGAGAUGUUUGACACGUUUUUACUGCAGCCUCAUACAGUAGCUGCAUGUUUGAGGUUCUCAUAAGUGAAACACUUUUCCUUAAUGUUGAGGUCAUGUGACUAUCGAGCUCUCAGGUUACUUCCACAGUCAGUUUUGGGUCGUUAUCCCAAUGAUCUCUUAUGUAAUUAAUAGAUAAGUAAUUAAUUACUAACACUGCUCCUUCUCUCACUGCUCUCACCCUUAAUAAACACCAGAGAUCUCGCUCCAGUGAUACACUCCAAUACCAAAACAACACCUCCUUUAAUAAUAAACAAUAUGAUCUGCUUUGGAUCAUGAGCCCUUCCUUACUUUCUCCAUUUUUGUGUGGAGAAUUCUGGGACAAGUUCAUCUUACUUUCGUCUAUCCAGACAUUUUGAUUGCUGCCAGAGGUGUGUAUCUUGACCUCUUCGAGUUCAUGAAGGCGUUUUGAUUUGACGAUGAUACGCCUACCUCCUCCAGAGAAUCCAUUAACUUGGGUAGAUGUUCUAAAGAUGAUAAACAAGGAUCAUCCACCUUUUUUGUCUUCAGUGGUCUUCCCAGGGUUUUUUUUUUUUUUUUUAAAGAAUACACAAGUUUUUGCUGUUUCUUUAUGAUUAGUCAGUUUUGAUAAGUUUGUAAGAUUAUGACCUCCCUAACAUUCAUUCAUCACCUCUUAAAUUUUUAUCAGUCAAAUGUGGUAUUACCUUUGAGCUUUUGUGAAAAUGUUGGGCGAAUUCAAAUCCAUUGUGCUGGUCUACAGAGACAGAAUCACACACACACACGCCAAUGUCCAAAUACUUAUGGACCCAACUCUGUGUUUGAGAAGUGCAUGUUUGAUUCCACUAUUAGACAAAUAAUAUACAGAUGUAUGCUUUGAUCUGAAAUUCUCACCUUGCGUUUGGGGUUUGUAUUUGAUAGAGACGGGUUUUGUGUACACUCCAUUUUGGGGGGAAAAUAAAUACGAAAUGAUGUAUUUUGCCAA
This is a messenger RNA of Silurus meridionalis, 4086 nucleotides long. It is a transcript of the gene cratb, whose product is annotated as carnitine O-acetyltransferase b. The record is from RefSeq and is a predicted model, not a curated record. NCBI's taxonomy places the organism in Eukaryota, Metazoa, Chordata, Actinopteri, Siluriformes, Siluridae. Gene Ontology annotation, biological process: carnitine metabolic process, CoA-linked. Gene Ontology annotation, molecular function: carnitine O-acetyltransferase activity. The transcript has 15 exons. Gene Ontology annotation, cellular component: peroxisome. Bases 365 to 2215 code for a protein of 616 amino acids.